Messenger RNA from Amphibalanus amphitrite, 3794 nucleotides. RefSeq names its product importin subunit beta-1-like. Gene Ontology annotation, cellular component: nucleus; cytoplasm. Bases 286 to 2940 code for a protein of 884 amino acids. The transcript has 17 exons. Lineage: Eukaryota; Metazoa; Arthropoda; Thecostraca; Balanomorpha; Balanidae. The record is from RefSeq and is a predicted model, not a curated record. Gene Ontology annotation, biological process: protein import into nucleus. Gene Ontology annotation, molecular function: small GTPase binding; nuclear import signal receptor activity.
AAUUUCGAACAGAAAUUGGGAGCGGCGCAGUGACAUUACCGGCGGUAUGGCAACCAAUGGCAACAAACGGCAUGCGUGCCGUCUUUGCGUUGUCCGUUGGUGAAGCGUGUGCCGCGCGGGUGUUCCCGUAAUCCAAUAUAUGUUGUAUAAUUUACCAUAAGUACCAAGCAUCAGCUACGUGAGAUUGGAACGGAGACAUUCCACUUCGAUAUUUCGCCCACCAGCAACCCCUAGUCGUGUAGUUAGGUCAUUAUUGUGUUUUAGGCUUAUAUUAAUAUUGAAAAGAUGAUAUCCGAAUCAGCUGGACAGCUUAUUCAAAUCCUAGAGAAGACAGUUUCGCCUGAUAAGGCAGAACUGGAACAAGCUCAGCAGUUCUUGGAGCAAGCAGCAUCACAAAACUUUCCCGAGUACGUGAAGGCGCUCUCGGACAUCCUGUACCAUGGCGCCAACAGCCCGGUGGCUCGGAUGGCGGCCGGCCUGCAGCUCAAGAACACGCUCACCUCCAAGGACACCACCGUGCGCGCCAUGCACCAGCAGCGCUGGCUCGACUUCCCGCCUGACGUCAAGGAGCACGUCAAGCGAAACAUUCUGGCGGCGCUGGGCACGGAGAACAACCGUCCGAGCUCAGCGGCACAGUGCGUGGCCUACAUCGCCAUCGUGGAGCUGCCGCAGAACCAGUGGACCGACCUGGUGUCGGUGCUGGUCAACAACGUCAUUGGGCCCGGCUCCACCGAGAUCAUCAAGGAGGCGUCGCUGGAGGCCAUCGGAUACAUCUGCCAGGAUAUCGACGCCGAGGUGCUGGCCUCUCGCAGUAACGAGAUCCUGACGGCCAUCAUCCACGGCAUGAAGCGCGACGAGCCCAGCAGCCACGUCCGACUGGCGGCCACCAACGCGCUGCUCAACUCACUCGAGUUCACAAAGUCCAACUUCGAGAAAGAUGCGGAGCGUCACUACAUUAUGGAGGUGACGUGCGAAGCCACUCAGUCUUCCGAUACGCAGAUUCGAGUGGCCGCGCUCCAGUGCCUAGUCAAAAUCAUGACCAACUACUAUCAGUACAUGGAGACCUACAUGGGCCCGGCGCUGUUUGCGAUCACCCUGGAGGCGAUGAAGUCGGACGUGGACGAGGUAGCGCUGCAAGGUAUCGAGUUCUGGUCAUCCGUCUGUGACGAGGAGGUCGACCUGGAGAUCGAGGCACAGGAGGCCGCCGACCUGGGACGGCCGCCCGAACAGACGAGCCGCUUCUACGCCAAGGGCGCGCUCCAGUACCUGACCCCGGUGCUGAUGGAGCGGCUCACCAAACAGGAGGACGGCGAUGACGAGGAGGACUGGAACCCGUCCAAGGCGGCCGGCGUGUCGCUCAUGCUGCUGGCCUCCUGUGUCGAGGACGACAUCGUGCCGCACGUCCUUCCGUUUGUGACGCAGCACAUCAAAUCGGCCGACUGGAAAUUCCGCGACGCAGCGCUCAUGGCCUUUGGCUCGAUACUGGAGGGUCCGGACAGCACCAAGCUGAAGCCGCUGGUGGAACAGGUGCUGCCCAUCCUGAUGCAGCUCAUGAAGGACCCUGUCGUGGCCGUCAAGGACACGGCGGCGUGGACGAUCGGCCGCGUCUGUGAGCUGAUACCGGACGCCACUCUGAACGAGGCGCACCUGCCGCCGCUGCUGGAGACCCUGGUGGCCGGCCUGCAGGCCGAGCCGCGAGUGGCCACCAACGUGUGCUGGGCCAUCUCGGCACUCUCGGAGCGGGCCUACGAGUCGGCGCAGAGCCAGGGAGAAGACGAGUCCACCGACCCGGAGACCUACUUGCUCUCCAAGUACUUCGAGGCGCUGGUGGAACGUCUGCUCGAGACGACCGGCCGCGCCGACGGUAACCAGAGCAACCUGCGCAGCUCGGCGUACGAGGCCCUGAUGGAGAUGAUGAAGAACUCGCCCAAGGAUUGCUACGCCACGGUGCAGAAGACGGUGGUGGUGAUCCUGGAGCGGCUUCAGCACGUCCUCCAGAUGGAAAACCACAUCCAGAACAACAGUGACCGGGCCCAGUACAACGACCUCCAGUCGCUGCUGUGCGCCACCCUGAGCAGUGUGCUGAGAAAGGUGACAGCCGAGGACGCGCCGCGCAUCUCGGACCAGAUCAUGACGGCGCUGCUACAGAUGUUCGCCAACCCGCGCGUGGGCAGUGUCCAGGAGGACGCACUGAACGCCGUCUCGGUGCUGGCCGAGGUACUCGGUGAGCAGUUCAUCAAGUACCUGGACGCAUUUAAGCCGUACCUGCUGAUCGGACUCCGUAACCACACCGAGUACCAGGUGUGCUCAGUGGCUGUGGGCCUGGUGGGCGACAUCUGCCGAGCGGUGGGCGCGCGAGUGCUGCCACACUGCGACGACAUCAUGAACAUCCUGCUAGAGAACUUAGGGAACCAGUCGGUUCACCGGUCGGUGAAGCCGCACAUUCUGACCGUGUUCGGUGACAUUGCGCUGGCCAUCGGCGGCGAGUUCAAAAAGUACCUGGACGUGUCACUGCAGACGCUGAUGCAGGCCUCGCAGGCUCAGGUGGACCGGUCGGACUACGAGAUGGUCGACUACCUGAACGAGCUGCGGGAGACGUGUCUGGACGCCUACUCAGGCAUCAUCCAGGGCCUCAAGGGCGACGGUCAGGUGGCCAGUCCGGACGUGCUUCUGCUCCAGCCGCACGUGGCCUAUAUCAUCCAGUUCAUCUGCGUGGUGGCCAGCGACCAGGAGCGAUCAGAGAGCAGCCUGGGAGCCGCCGCCGGCCUGCUCGGUGACCUAUUGUCGGCGUUCGGGAGCGCCAUCCUGCCACUGGUUGAUAACGAGGCCAUCAACGAGCUGCUGACGCUCGGCCGGCGCUCCAAGACGGCACGCACCAAAACGCUGGCCACCUGGGCCACCAAGGAGCUGCGCAAGAUGAAGAGCGCCGCCAGUAGCUGAUGGCCGCGACUCAACCCCCAUCGGACCCUCGGGUGGCGCGUCGGUGGGCGCGCGUGAGAGCGAGAGAGCGAGCGAGCGAGAGAGAGGUAUGCGGCGUGCGUGUAGCGGACGAGACGCCUGGACGCGACGACGAUCAACGCUACGACGACGCGCGCGCGCUCGGCCGACCGCCCUGUGAUAGGCCGGCGAGGCCGGCCCGGCGGGAGGAGGGACUCUGAGCGUGUCAGAUGCGGGCGGACGGCCAGCGCGGCGGCCCGCGGCGCGGCCGCCCCCCACCCCCUAGACACGCUGUUGUUGUUUUUGUACUGCGCGUCGCGCUGCCGCCGAGACGGGGCGGAGGAAAUUGUUACUGCCUGGUGCCAUGUGCGGCGCCCGGCCGGCCCCCACCGGGGCGUCGCCGCGCCGCCGGCGCCUGACCACCGACCUCGACAAACGGACUCUGAGGUAGAGAGCGUGCCUGAGCGCCAGAGAGCGAGCGACUGACUGUGUGACUGAGCUGUGCGAGUGGUGAGCUGCGUGGCGGGCGCGCUGUGUGCAGGGACGGGCGGCCAGUGGGGCGCGGCAGAGCGAGCCGGUCUGGUGCACGGCGCCGCACCCCGCCGCGCGCGCCCUCUCAGUACCUUGCUGUGCUGUCUCCGGGGUUCUGUAUCUGCUAUUUCCCUCUGUCUCUGUCUCUGUCUCCCCCGAGGCGCGGUCGGACGGUCUCCGGUACGCCCGACCGCGCCGGCUUCUGCAUCUCUCGACCCCGUGUCCUUUCGUACAGAACGUCGGAGAUCUGAGCGACCCAAAAAGCGGGCGAAAUUUCUCGUUUGGACUGUACGGAGGACAACUAAUAAAGAUUCAUUUCAUUUGAA